UAAUAGGUAUUCUUUGGCUUGGCUUUUCGAUUCAAUUUUUGUAAACCCUGUAAAAAUUACAAACGUUAGAAAUCUUUUAUCAUUAGUAGUUUAAAUAAAUAAAAUAAGAAUGGCAAAGAGAAAGAAUAAACCUUUAAUUGAUUCUGAUUCCAGCAGCGAAUGUUCCGACCUGGACUCUCAAUUCUUAAAUUUAGCAAAAAAGAAGAAAAAGCCAGGGGAAUCUCCGCCACAGUCAAAGGACAAAAGCCAGUCAUCAGAUAGUGAGUCAGAUUGGGAUGAAGAUGAUAAAAAAAAUGACAAAUCAUCAUCAUCCUCGGGCUCAGAAUCCAACAGUGAUGCAAAAAGUGAUACAUCAAGAAAAGAACAACAAAAACCUUCACGAAAGAGCUCAUCAGAGGAAGAUAGAAAGAAACCGGAGCCAAAAAGGAGUGAAAUUAGAAAGAGUAUUGACAGUACCGGUUCUGGCCAAAAGAAAGAUACAUACAGUGAACCAGAAGAAGGUGAAGUGUCGUCACAUUCAUCUGAUAAUGACUCAAUCGAUUCAGAAGAGGAAUUCAAUGAUGGAUAUGAUGAGAAUUUAAUGGGUGAUGAAGAGGACAGAACACGCUUGGCCGCUAUGUCUGAGAAGGAGAGAGAACAAGAAAUAUUCAAGCGUAUUGAGAGACGGGAUCUUAUGAAGACCAGAUGGGAGAUAGAGCGUAAGUUGCGACUGGCGCGGCGAUCGGCGGCGGAACGAGGGGCGUCGCCCGGUGAGCUGCAGCGCAGGAGAGAGAGGAGGAAACAGAGACGAGCAUUGAAGUCACAGCGAGAACGGAACGCCAAAGAAGAGCAGAACAGAGAGAAACGGGAAUCUGAUGUAGAAGAGCCAAAAGAAGAAGAAAAAGAAGUAUCACCAUCGAGUCCAAGAGAAAUAGCUGAUGAAAAUAAAGAUGCAGAACGAAACACAGAGCGGGGCGGUUCGCCAUUGUUCGGCGCUAAGAGCGAGCGCAAACGUAACGUGGACUCCGGGCGGCUCAACGCAAUGGCGGCGCUACGGGCUCAGAGGGACGCGCGCGUUAAACUCGCCGAGACCAAGCAGCGGAGGCUGGAACAACAGCGGGACAAGGACAAGGAAGACGAUGAUGCGGACGCUGAACUUAUAGGUGGCUCGAGUAAGCAAAGCGUGAAACUUAAAGCUUCCGACAUCUACUCGGAUGAUUCCGGGAGUGAUUCUGAGGAUAAUAAAUCUCAAGGUCGCCGAAGCUCGUCUUCUUCUUCAUCGUCCGAAGGAGAGGAAGAGGAUAAGAGAGAGAGACAGAGACAGGAGGUGGAGGUGAAAUAUGCAGACAGUACAGAUCAAAUCAAUAAGUUGAGGCUUAGCAGAUUCAAACUGGAGAGGUUGGUGCAUCUGCCGUUCUUCGCGCGUGUCGUCAACGGAUGCUUCGUGCGGAUUGGCAUCGGGAAUAAUAAUGGCAACCCUGUAUACAGGGUGGCGGAGAUAAUAGACGUAUACGAGACGGCGAAGGUGUACAACCUGGGCAACACACGCACCAACAAGGGGCUCAAGCUGCGACACGGAACCCAGGAUAGGGUGUUCCGGUUGGAGUUUGUUAGCAAUCAGGAAUUCACGGAUUCGGAGUAUCAAAAGUGGAGCAAAGCAAUAAAGGACGCGAACAAAAGACCACCAACAAUGGACUUUGUCAGGUCGAAGAUUAGUGAAGUGAAAGACGCGCUCAUGUAUGAGUUUAAGGAAGAAGAUGUUGAAAAAAUAGUGGCGGAAAAGGACAGAUUCCGCUCCCACCCGACCAACUACGCGAUGAAGAAGACUCAACUGAUGAAGGAGAGAGACGUGGCCCAACUCAGAGGCGACGAUGAACUUGUAAUGGAUCUGAACGCAAAGCUGCAAGAGUUAGAAGACAGAGCCAGUCAACUGGACAAGACCAGGACAUCUUCCAUCCAGAGUAUAUCAUACAUUAACAACAGGAACCGGAAACUAAAUGUGGAGACUGCUGAAAAGGCUAUCAUGGAAGAGAUCAAAGCAAAUAAGGGCAAGAAGACAGACGACCCCUUCACGAGGAGACACACUAAGCCUGUGAUGAACUUCAAGUCACACCAAGGCGGCCGGAGUCAGGAGCUCGAAAGGAAAGAAAUCGAAGCCGAGGCGCAGAAGCAGAGAGACGAAGAGGAGAGAGAGAUUGAGAGACAAGAGAGGGAGAAGGAGAGAUUGACGCAACCUCAACUCUCGCCAAGCGACGUGGAAGUACCUCACAGAGAAAAAAACUCUAGUGAUAGCACAAGUUUGUACUCUUUGCAUGACUUCGAUAUCAACAUAGACAUCGACCUGCCCGUUGCGAAAGCUGUGUCCUCACAACCGAAGCAAAUAUCGACGAAAGUGAAAGAGAGUGGGCCGAAGCGAUCGUUAAAUCUAGACGAGUAUAAGAAGAGGCAUGGCCUUAUAUAGUUGUUGUAUAAUUUGUAUGUGACUAGGCUAGCGAAAUGACCGUGAAUCAAAAUGAGGAGGAAAUGCUCGUAUUGUUUUUUUUCUUUAUUUAAUUUACAUUGAAAAAGCUUUUGCUUGGAAUAAUUGGCCAUUUUUAAAUGAUUACCCGCACUAUUGGAAUUGAAUUAAAUUUAAUGUGUACCACAACUGGAGAGUUGAAAAAAGAAGAAUUUAUGCCAUGCGUCAUCGUACGGUCGGCUUACAAAUUUAAUUCGUUAUUAUUUAUUAUUUCCUAAAACGGCUUCAUUCGACUGUAAAAUGGGGUCAGACUUUUUUUUGGGGCGCAAACGGGCGAAAGGCUUACGUGGUGAGUCAACAGCCCAUGGACAUACGCAACACGAAUGGUCAAGAAAUGUGUUCUUUAAGAUGGGAGUAUGAAUCGAAUCUUGAAGCUGCCUAAGUCGUAUCGGUAUCGUGUAAGUCGUAAAUUUGUCAUAUAAUAUAUAUUUUUUAUAAUAUUAGUAAUAGUUUUGAGUAAAUUGAUAAUUAUCAGCAUUAUUACAUUGCAAGUAAGCCUUUGCUGACAAAAAGAAAAGGCUAACAGGCCUGACGAACUCUGUUUUAUUUUUAUUAUUUAUUUUAUCAAUAUAACUUAUAACGACAUAAAUAAUUCCUCGCCUAAAGACGUGACGUUUAUCAGCGAGAUGCAGUAAUUAAUUUUAUACAUAACCUAGCAGUGCACAAAUUUGAUCUUAAGGUUAUAAUUUAGGUAAAAUGAGAAUAACCACAUAUGGUACCCAUACCUAACCUAUACCUCGUUAUACGUGUAUAUUGCCAUGGCCUUAUGUGGCUUUAUCAAUAGUAAAAUAAGACAAAACUGAUGAAGUUGGUGAAUACAAAAUUUCAUCUAAAUCGUCCAGGUAGGUAGUUCAGUGAAAAAUAGAAGAAUAGAAAAAUGCUAGAUAUUUAUUUUAGAACACGGUCAUUUUGUGGCCUGGUCAAGUGUGAGUGAGAUUACAUAUGACGGCGAAUAGUGUAAGUAUCGUAUAAAAUUAUAGUUUUGAAUAGAUAAUUAUGUAUAAUGCGAAUUAAAGCUCGGUAAUCUAGUUAGUUACAGCUGUCGCCAACUUUCGUUGCACUCGGUACGACAAUUUUUCAUUUAAUUACAAUGGUUUAUACGUGACCACGCUGCCGGUAAGUUUUGCGAUUCGUCGGGAUAAAUAAAAGAAUUUACGUGUUUUAAUAAUUUUUAAACUAGUGUCUGAGCUCUGAUUGGUAAUUGAUAAAUGAUUAAUGGGCUGAUGCUACAAGAAAACGAUUGAACCGAAACUGUGAAGGAUAUGACGCCUAACACGGAGAGAGAGAGAUAUACUUUGAAAACAGGCUUGAAAAGUCUUGUCUUCCCCGAGAUAUCUUAACAAGAAUGAUCAUCAAAAUUUGAUUUUCACCUUACAGUAUGGCUCUUUUAACAUAUUUUGUAUAGGACGUAAUUCUAAGAAGUCACAUUCUGUGACGUCACUACACUAUGCUCGUUUGAAUUUUUGUUUGAGUUUAAAUUAUAGUAACUUUAAAACUACUCGCUUACUUAGAGAUACUCUUCGUUACUUGUAGCAUAUAAUUAGAUUUUUAUUGAAUUGAUAACUUCUUAUGGGAGGGCAAACCGCUUCGUAACGUAACGCGUUACGCGGCGCUAGUUCCCUUUCUCUCACGCAUACGGCAGCGGUAGGCAGGCUCCUCCUCUCUCACUCUAACCAAUUGUUAUUUUUAUAGGAUUAAAUAAUGUACAUAUUCAAGAAUUGUAACUAAGAAUUAAAUAUAUAUUAUUUUUAUUAAUAACAAACAAUAAUCACGUGGUGCUUAGCGAUCACCGCUGCCUACUCUCAGAAAGACUACGUCGCCGGCUUUAAGUACCUACUUAAGUUUGUUCUGUAGAUUGGUUUCGACAUGUACCUACAUUUAACAAGUCUGAGUGUCACAAGAUUUGGCGAUGGCGAAUUGUCCUCAAAGAUUUUGUAAUAAUGUUAAGCGAUCGAUAAAACGUCAAUAAUCUUCGUUAUAAUUACUAACAGGACGCAUAAGACGUAAGCGUCGAAUUGAAAGCCAAAAUAAUCUUUAUACAAAUAGGCUUAAUCUGGGUGCUUCUAAAUCGUCAUUAAAAAUAUUUCAUUUAACUAAAUAAAAUGGUUCUACCAUAUUAUGUUUGGUAAAAGUAGAGCUAAUGUGAAGAUCAGAAACUGCGUCCAAUAAUAUGAAUCAUGUUCAAAGUUAUGAGCGUUUAAAAUAUCAAAUGUUUCUUAAAAAGUCAUAAAAAUAAAUUAUAUAUAUAAAUUAUCGUACAUUGGAUGCAUCAUCUUAAUCGUUCUAACCCAGAACGCUCUAAUAAAAGGCGAACGCUUUCAGAUAGCACAUUACAAAAACAUCUCUAGCAACAAUAAAACACAUUAGCCAGUAACCGUUGUGUACGGUAUGUUGUGAUUUUUACCGACCAAUCACGAUACGCUGUGAUAAUUACCCGACCAAUCCACAAACAGUACUUUGCGCUUACUCAUUUCAGCUGGUUGUCUGAAUUGUUAGCAAUAUUAAAGCUGAACUGAAAUGAAAUUUAUUUAUUACUUCGAUUACAGUAUACAUUUGAGAUCUUAAAUUUAUUGUAGUGUUUUCUAUUCGGCUAAUUUAAAUAACCAUGCAAAAAGUUUACUAAGUCGUAAGACUUUAAGCUGAGAUCUAUAGAGCGAACUCAGACUUUGCUCAGACUUUACUUACGUUAAACUUAGCUUAGUUCCAGCUUAGCGCAAUCCUUGAUUUGAUAUUUAUACUCAUUUGACAGCUGAGAUUAUGCUAAGCUUAAGAUAUGACAGACCAAUAGAAAGUCGAGCGCGCGAUUCAUUAUAAAAUUCAAUAGAAAGUAUAUUUAUUUAUUUAUUCGGAAGCCCAACAAUCGCACACUAAUACAUAACUUACAUACAAAAAUAAAAAAUAUAUAUAUCUAAGUGUACAGAUAACUUACAGGGUUACACAUCUUUCAUUAUCUGUUACCUUCUCGACUAUACUAUACAACUUGUUUAAAGUUAAAUAUUAUGUUAAAAUUAAAAUUAAGUCUAAUACAAAACAACAGCAUUUACAUCUUAUAAAUUUUAGUACAUUUAUUUAUAAAUGUUGUAAACCCAUCUGCACCAAUGUCCAAGUCUGGUAUUUUAUUUAGGUACUCAUUAUAUUCUCUUGCCAUUCGCUCGAUUGGAGAAUUUUUACCCAGGUUUGUAUUUACUUUCAUUAGUGUAAAAAAUGGACGUUGGCUUCGAGGGGCACUUCGAGGUACAUAAAUACAGAAUUUCGUCAGCAAAUAUAUUCUAAAUUAUAACAGUAUCCAUAACUUAUUUGAUUAUUAAUUUUAUUGAAAUAAGUGGAAAUCAAUGGCUGAUUUAUGUGGAAUGCGGACUUGUUAACUUAUUUGGUUUGAGAAACGGCACGCAUUUUAAGAUGAGUGACAGCUAUGGGUGACAGCAGACAGUUUAUUAUACGGGAAUUUUAAAACGUCGAACAGCAGCAGCUGUUGUGAUGACGCAUGGAAUUGUUGAUCUCCUUUUUGUUCGGCUUAUAGCCUGAGAUUUUCCAAAGUCGUCGUUAUGGUGGACUUAAGCUUAGCUGGCACUCAAAGACAAGUUUAUAAAUAAAAAAGUGUGUGUGUACUUAUGUAUGCAACAAGAAGUUUUACUUCUUUGGCCUAACAAAGCAAAAAUCUUGCAACGAUGGCUUUGACAAUUAAUUAAUAAAUUACUUAUGAGGCUGUACGGGCUUGAACCCUUUGCCGUUCCUAAUAAUGGACGAAGAAACAAAAAAAAAUUACGAAUGUCGCAAAUGAAAAUUUUAGGAACCAACUUCAACCAGUUACUUUUGUGAUACAGUGAUGCGCGCGCAUCUUAAAAUUUCACUCUCAUAAUUUUUUCAUAACGCGCCUAAAGAAGUAUAACUUCAAUAUAGUCUGAGUACGUUCUAUAGAUUUGAGCCUAAGAGUCUAUUGGGUCAUAUCAGAAAAUAAUUGAUUCACUUUCACUAUUCACUACAUAUAUAAGUACUAUCAGCCAUCAUCUAAAAAUCGUACUCCCAAAUCUAUGAAAGGUUAUUUUCUGAUUUACGCUCUGUACGGCUUUUGCCAACUAAUAUGUUGAUAACCUAAAUGAAUCAUUUUAUUAUGAAAGACACCUUUAACCAUUACCACUUAACUUUGCAACAUACAUUUCUUUCAAUCCCGCAAAGUUUACUUUCACUUGUGCAGAUUAUAUAUAUCUAUAGUAAUAAUUUAACCCAUUAAUGGCCGUUCCCAAUAUUCAGUCUAUCGACGGUAACUCACCUUAUCCGUACACUCUGUCUGUCAACGGGAGGACGUAUAGCUUACCAGCGAUAGAAAUUUGUAUGGAAGAAUAAGACGAUACGAAUGACUUAUCGGGAAUAUUGGGUCAGCUUCAGAUUAUUGACAAGUAAUUACUGACAGUAGAAGGUAGUAAUUUAUCUCUUAUCUGAAGAUAGUAUAUUGGGAACGGCCGUUAAAAUCACGUGAUAAUUGAGGUAUUUGUACUCAUUCUAAUUCUAUUUAUUGAAACAACCAAUUAUACUAGCCGCUAGUGGUCAAUUAAUUUUAAAGAAAUAAAAUUAUCGAAGUAGGUACUCGCAUGAUCUUAAGAUCGUGACUCAUACUAAAGACGAGUCCCAAGCGAGCGAUAUUCGACUUAAUAAUGUAUUAGUCUUAGAUUAAGGAUAGGUCUCCGCUGCGCUCCAACUAGAUACUGCACUACCUAAGAACAAUAGCUUUUUUAUUACGGCAACUAUUAGAUGCUUGUGUGCGUGGCAUCUUGACAUUCAAUGGAAUAUUUCAAACAAUGCUUCGUGUUAUUUUACAUUGAAAUUAAUAAAAUACAAAAUACUGAUGAUAUGUGAUCGUCACACAUUGUUAGAGACUGGCUCGAGUACGUCCAAUUGGGCGUAGUAUAAGUUGCUGAACCUGCGACUAUGCCUGCGGUAUCUAGUUGGAGCGCAGCGGAGACCAAUCCUUAAUCUAAGGUAUUAGUUUAGUUUAAUUUAGUUGUACCAGUGACACGUUAUGAAAGCUGUUUCGACAUUUACGUGCAUAUCGUCUGUAAAAGAAAACUUGGCAACAAACAGAUAGAGACAGAAAUACGCGCCAUAUUAAUACCGCAGUGUUGCGUUACUUUGUCUUUAAUAUCGCUAGAUCCGCUUUUCUUUUUUUUCUCUCUCCCGCACCCUGUCUAUGGGCCAAACUAUCACUUAUGUUUUUUUUUAAUUGUAUGGGAUGCGAGUCCAUAUUCCGCGCCUAUCACUUGACAUAAUAUUCGUUAUAGUUAAUUGUUCAUAUUUAACUGCCCAUAAAAUAUAGUAGUCUAUUGCUUCUCGCAUCAUUCAAUAUUUUUUAUGAGUAGUAGUAGAUACUUUAUGAGAGAACAAAUAUCGAAACGCCAUUAUAGCGUGUUGCUUAGUUUAGUGUUUAUUAAGUAUUUUUAUGUUGUCCUUACUGUUACAAAAAACUAACUGUUUAAACUAAUUAAGUUGUAACUAAUUUACAAUCGAGUAGUAGUAUUUUGGCAAUAAUUUUGUCUUUAAGUGUACUUAUAACAAACAGCCUUACAUUAUCGAUUAAAUUAGAAUUGCCUUUACUAUAUAGUGUAGAUGCCAUUUUUAUUGUAUUAAUAAAAUGUUUUCAUUGUAUUUAUUUUAAAUACAAUUUAUUUAUAUUUGUAUUAAUAAACUGGAACACCGCAAGAGUGGAAUUAAAUGAUGAUAACUUUGAA
Messenger RNA from Leptidea sinapis, 8220 nucleotides. RefSeq names its product RNA polymerase-associated protein Rtf1 (gene Rtf1). The transcript is spliced from 19 exons. Gene Ontology annotation, molecular function: RNA polymerase II C-terminal domain phosphoserine binding; DNA binding. The record is from RefSeq and is a predicted model, not a curated record. Gene Ontology annotation, cellular component: Cdc73/Paf1 complex. Lineage: Eukaryota; Metazoa; Arthropoda; Insecta; Lepidoptera; Pieridae. Bases 110 to 2440 code for a protein of 776 amino acids.